AUCACGACAGUUACUGAUUCGACGUAUCUGACAACACAUCAAAGAUGGCAAAGCAAGUUCGUCCUUUUGUAAUCAUCAUUUUAGUAAUUGCAUCCACUAUUCUAUACUCAGGAAGUGCAUUGAAAUGUUAUCAAUGCAACUCACUAGAAAACAAGGAUUGUGAAGAGGGUCCAUUGUUAGAUACAAUGAUUAUAGAAUGUAGAUUACCAUCACCGCCACCCACUACUAUUAGAACAACGACUACUACAUCGACAAGCACUUCAACAACCACGUCGACGGACAGCAGCACACCAUCAACCCCGCCAACGGGCAGCAGCAUUCCAUCAACCUCGCCAACGGGCAGCAGCAUUCCAUCAACCUCGCCAACGGGCAGCAGCACUCCAUCAACCCCGCCGACGGGCAGCAGCACUCCAUCAACCCCGCCGACGGGCAGCAGCACUCCAUCAACCCCGCCGACGGGCAGCAGCACACCAUCAACCCCGCCAACGGGCAGCAGCAUUCCAUCAACCUCGCCAACGGGCAGCAGCACUCCAUCAACCCCGCCAACGGGCAGCAGCACUCCAUCAACCUCGCCAACGGGCAGCAGCACUCCAUCAACCCCACCGACGGGCAGCAGCACUCCAUCAAUCCCGCCAACGGGCAGCAGCACUCCAUCAAUCCCGCCAACGGGCAGCAGCACUCCAUCAACCCCGCCGACUGGCAGCAGCACUCCAUCAACCACGCCAACGGGCAGCAGCACUCCAUCAACCUCGCCAACGGGCAGCAGCACUCCAUCAACCUCGCCGACGAGCAGCAGCACUCCAUCAACCACGCCAACGGGCAGCAGCACUCCAUCAACCCCGUCGACAGGCAGCAGCACUCCAUCAACCCCGCCGACUGGCAGCAGCACUCCAUCAAUCACGCCAAUGGACAGCAGCACUCUAUCAAUCCCGCCGAUAGAUAGCAACACUCCAUCAAUCCCGCCGACGGGCAACAGCAUUCCAUCAAUUCCGCCGACGAUCAGCAGCACUUCAACAACCCCGUCGACAAGCUGCUCUCCAUCAACCCCGCCGACGAGCUACAUUCUACCAACGGGCAUCGGCGCUCUAUCAAUGAGCACUCCAGAUCAGAAUAAAAUGGCAAACUACCGCCAUAGUAAACUACGAAGAAGUGUUCUUCCAUACAUUCAACAAAAUACAUAUGCAGAAGAAUGGAAUUGUGCUAUAAUUAAACAUCAUUACAGUAACAACACUGAAGCCACUGAACGUACUUGCGUUCUUUCCAAUUAUACAUGCACUGAUGGAGAAUGUACAAUGUUAAGAAAAUGCAAUACAAAUGAGUGCAAUAAUGCUAAUGUGAUAUUAGUUAACACGAUAACUUUAACGUGGCUUAUGCUUUCGUGGAUGAUUAUUAAUUUUAAUUAA
Atta colombica is the source of this 1403-nucleotide messenger RNA. RefSeq names its product mucin-2-like. Lineage: Eukaryota; Metazoa; Arthropoda; Insecta; Hymenoptera; Formicidae. The transcript has 4 exons. Bases 45 to 1403 code for a protein of 452 amino acids. The record is from RefSeq and is a predicted model, not a curated record.